AUGGCGCACAGCCUCGCCCUGACUGUCUCCAACCUGCACGCCUCAGCCUGGCUCCACAAGAACAUCUGGAGCAGAGGCAUCCUCCUCUUCCUCGAGACACCCACCGGAACCAGCGCAGCAGGCCUCUACGCACACCGCCUUACCCCUUCCCCACAGGAGAACACCCGAAUCGUCUCCUACCUAAGCGACUGGGGCUACGCGCGCUCCGUCCAGCAAGGCACAGAAAUGCGCUCCGACUUCGAGGUCGAGCCGAACCUCUACCGGCAUCCGGACCGGCAGGGGCGGCCGUCGCACCAGUUUAACCGCGAGCAUGAUAUCUAUGCGCUUGGGGUGGUACUGCUUGAGAUCGGGCUGUGGGUGACGAUGUCGCGGCUGAUGGAGGGGAAGAUCCGGGAGGCGAAGGACAGCGGGCGGCUGCCGAGGUCGAAGAAGGUGCUGGAGGAUCUGGUUGCGCUGGCGCAGCAGGGGUUGCCGAAGGAGAUGGGGGAAAAGGUGGUGGAUGUUCUUGCGGGGGGGAUCGAAAUGUAG
Messenger RNA from Aspergillus novofumigatus IBT 16806, 528 nucleotides. RefSeq lists its product as uncharacterized. Gene Ontology annotation, biological process: protein phosphorylation. The record is from RefSeq and is a predicted model, not a curated record. Bases 1 to 528 code for a protein of 175 amino acids. Gene Ontology annotation, molecular function: ATP binding; protein kinase activity. The transcript has 2 exons. Lineage: Eukaryota; Fungi; Ascomycota; Eurotiomycetes; Eurotiales; Aspergillaceae.